AUGGUUACGAUUGCUGCUGCUGCUGCCUCCAGGAGAAUGCUGUCUGUGCUUCUGCUACUGUGUCUGUCCGGAGUUGCCUGGGCUAAGACUCAUCGGUUCGAAUGGACCGCUGCGUGGGGGUCGCAGGACGUCGACGGUGUUGGUGUCCGGCCCGUGAUCACUUGCAAUGGCCAGUGGCCUUGGCCGGAUAUCCGUGUCGACAAGGGCGACCAGGUCGAGGUGUACUUGACCAACGGUAUGAACGACUCGACAACAUCGCUGCACUUCCACGGGCUGUUCCAAAGGGACAGCGGGCAGAUGGACGGCCCACCCAUGGUCACGAACUGUCCCCUGGUCCCAGGGGACACGAUCCUGUACAACUUCACCGUGGCGGACCAAGUUGGGACUUACUGGUACCACUCGCACACGGCGGGUCAGUACGAGGACGGGAUGCGCGGUCUGUUCAUCAUCAAUGAUGGGGAGAACAACAAGGACUACCCGUACGAGUACGACGAGGAGGUCGUGCUCUCCAUCGGGGACUGGUACACGGAGACCGUCACGGACUUGAGCAAAGCGUUCCUAAACUUGUACAACCCUACGGGGGCGGAACCAAUCCCUAGAAACUUGAUCCUGAACAACACGAGGAACCUUACUUGGGACGUUAAACCUGAUACUACGUACUUGCUGCGGAUCUGCAACAUCGGUGGGUUCGUCUCGCAGUACUUCUGGAUCGAGGACCACGACAUGACAGUCGUGCAGAUCGACGGUGUCUACACGCAACCAAACACGACAAAUAUGCUGUACGUGACCGUUGCGCAGCGGUACUCCGUGUUGAUCCACACAAAGAACGACACGAACCAGAACUUCGCUAUCAUGCAGAAGUUCGACGAAACCAUGCUCGAUGUGAUCCCCAAGGAACUAGAAUUGAACUCGACUUCGUUCAUGAUGUACAACGAUUCGCUACCUAAGCCAGAACAGGACGUCGUCGAUGAACUCGACUUCCUAGACGAUUUCUACUUGACCCCACUACACAAAGAGGAGGCCCUAGGUGAGCCAGACCACAGAAUCACAUUGGACGUAGUGAUGGACAACCUGAUGGACGGGAAGAACUACGCGUUCUUUAACAACAUCACGUACACGGCGCCAAAGGUCCCCACACUAAUGACUGUGCUGUCCGCGGGGGACCAAGCGGAUGACGUGACCAUCUACGGGUCCAACACGAACACUUUUGUCCUCAAGAAGGACGAAAUCGUCGAACUAGUCCUCAACAACCAGGAUACAGGUAACCAUCCGUUCCAUCUGCACGGCCACGUUUUCCAAGCCUUGAUCAGAGACGUCGAGUACGACGACGCUCUAGGCUUGAAACCCGUGUCGUACGACCCGGACGACCAUGCACCAUUCCCAGAGUACCCUAUGAUAAGAGACACAAUCUACUUGAGACCACAGUCUAACCUUGUCAUCAGGUUCAAAGCGGAUAACCCGGGUGUCUGGUUCUUCCAUUGUCACAUCGAGUGGCAUUUGCUGCAAGGUUUGGCCAUCGUGCUAGUCGAGGACCCGGCGUCCAUACAGGCUUCAAGUUCCCAAGCGAUCACGGCAAACCAUUUAUCCGUGUGCGCCAACAGCAGUACACUGAUCAAGGGUAACGCAGCUGGUAACACAGAUAACUUCUUGGAUUUGACCGGUGAGCAUGUGCAAUUGGAUUCAAUCCCCACUGGGUUCACAAAGAAGGGUAUCAUCGCAAUGACCUUCUCCUGUUUCGCUGGUACGUUAGGGUUGGUGACUAUUGCCAUCUACGGGUUACUGGAUGUGAAGAGUUUGGACAAUGUUGCGUUCAACAUCAUGUCAGGUGGCGCCCCCACGGUCUCGCCUGAUGACAAGAACACCAGCGCUCAGGAGUUGGAUGAGGAGUUUGAAGCGAAGCAAAUUGAUGAGAUGCUAGAGAAGAGCGAGGCUCAAAAGAGUAAACUUUUGGGCAAGUUCAAGAAUAUCUUUUGA
Huiozyma naganishii CBS 8797 is the source of this 1974-nucleotide messenger RNA. It is a transcript of the gene FET3, whose product is annotated as ferroxidase FET3. Gene Ontology annotation, molecular function: copper ion binding; ferroxidase activity. Bases 1 to 1974 code for a protein of 657 amino acids. Gene Ontology annotation, cellular component: high-affinity iron permease complex. The transcript has a single exon. NCBI's taxonomy places the organism in Eukaryota, Fungi, Ascomycota, Saccharomycetes, Saccharomycetales, Saccharomycetaceae. Gene Ontology annotation, biological process: reductive iron assimilation; cellular response to iron ion starvation. The record is from RefSeq and is a predicted model, not a curated record.